GGGAUGCCCCUGGAUUGCUUUGGCACAGGUGUUCUUCUUUUAUACCCCUGUUUAGCAACUGGACUUUAGCAUUCCUGCUUAUUGCCCCUUAGGUAAAAAGCACCAAUUCUGUUUUUAUACUCCCUGACGGAUUUAGAACCCCCUUUGGGCAAAUUUAUGGGGGACAGUGCCCUUUCUGGAGAUGAUAAGGAAGGAGCUCCCUCUGCCAGAAGGCUGGGAAGAAGCACGAGAUGUGGAUGGCAAAGUGUACUACAUUGACCACACCAGCAAGACUACCAGCUGGAUAGAUCCUAGAGACAGGUUUACAAAGCCAUUAACCUUUGCCGACUGUAUUGGCGAUGAAUUGCCAUUGGGUUGGGAAGAAUCUUAUGACACCCAAGUGGGUGUGUAUUACAUUGACCAUAACAGCCAAACCACACAGAUAGAGGACCCAAGGGUGCAAUGGAGGAGAGAGCAAGAGCGCAUGCUGAAGGAUUAUCUGGUGCUGGCCCAAGAGGCUUUACUCGCACAGAAAGAAAUUUACCAAGUCAAACAGCAGAGGCUCGAAUUAGCACAGAAAGAAUACAGGACCCUGAAUGAUGUCUGGAAGCAUAAAGUGGGAUCUCAGACAAGCUUGGUAUCUGGCUCCUCCUCAAGUUCCAAAUAUGAUCCUGAUAUUCUAAAAGCUGAAAUUGCAACAACAAAAUCCAGGGUGAACAAACUAAAAAGAGAAAUGGUCUUUCUGCGACAAGAACUCCAGUAUAAAGAAAAUGGCUACCAAACUCUCAAAGAGAUUGACUUAAAAAUGUCUAAAAAUCAUUGCGCUUAUAAACUUGAUGAAGCCCAAGCUAUCCUGAAUGAGAUGAAAACUAUCAAAAAGGCAAUUACUUCUGGCGAACGAGAGAAACUAGACCUAAUUCAGAGUCUUGCUGAAUUAAAAAAUGGAUUCCUCGUUGACAAAGGAUCACAAUCAGACCUCUGGGCCAGCAAUACUUCUUUAGCAUCUUCAGCUAAUUCUCUGUCCAGGCAGUAUCUCAAUGUCAGCUCUCAAACAGAUAUUUCAGGAAAUCUUUCUGUGGUCAGUAAUAACCAUUUGGCCGAGAAGGUCAGGCUACAACUGAGAUAUGAAGAAGCAAAGAGAAGGAUAGCAAACAUAAAGAUCCAGUUAGCUAAAAUCGACAGCGACGCAUGGCCAGGAGUUCUCGACUCUGAAAGAGACCGGCUCAUACUAAUCAGUGAGAAGGAAGAACUGCUGAAAGAGAUGCGCUUUAUCAGCCCGCGGAAGUGGAGUCAGAGCGAGGUGGAGCGCUUAGAAAGUGAGAAGAAGCAGCUAGAGGAAGACUUACAGGCUGCCAGGGACACACAAAGCAAGGCACUCACAGAAAGGCUGAAAAUGAGUAGUAAAAGGAACCAACUGGUCAAAGAGUUAGAAGAGACAACCAGGUUAAUUGCAUCACUGCAGGCACAACUAAAGUGUCUUUCAACCAGCAUGCAGUCCCUUUCGUCGGGCAGCAGCCCUGGAUCUUUAGCUUCCAGCAGAGGUUCUUUGGUAACAUCCAGUCAGGACUCCUCAACAUCUGCGAGUGUUUCUGAUCUUUACUACGAGCAACUGGAUCAUUUGGAUUCAGAAUACCAGAACAAAGUAGACUUCUUAAUUCAGGAAGGAGCAAUGGGUUAUAGACCAUCUGGGUGCAUCACAACCAUUCAUGAAAAUGAGGUUGUGAGGUCUCAGAAGACUGAUCCAGCAAAUCGUGUGAAAGCACUGAGGUCUUUAUCUGGAACCCCUAAGUCAAUGACAUCAUUAUCACCGAGGUCAUCUCUGUCCUCUCCAUCUCCUCCUUGUUCACCGCUUGUAACUGAUCCACUGUUAACAGUAGAUGCUUUUCUGAGUCAAAUCGAUUUUGAAGAUAUUGACCUACCACUGAGCUUUACUGAACUUAAUGUAAAUGCUGGCGGAGAUAGCUACCAACAUGAAACAGAUGAAGAACCUUCAGGACAAGGUUUAAGCUGCUUGGGGGUGUCCAGUCUGAGUGUGGCCGGAGUGUCGGCUGCAGUGUCAGAUGAAUCUGUAACUGGGGACAGUGGAGUCUACGAGGCAACGAAUCAGAGAACAUUGAUGGAAAAUGCAGUGUUUGAUGGUGAAGACUCAGAGAUGAUGGACACCGCCAAGAUCAAAAUAGGGAUGAAGUAUGAUGAGAAAAACAAGCACUUUGCUGUAUUUGUCAUUCAGCUGGAUAAUUUGGCAGCUUUGUUACUGCAUCAGAAUGAAAAACUGUACAUCCGCGUUGCAGUUCUCCCGUGUUCUGAAAGCACGAGUUGUUUGUUCCGGACAAGAACCUUGGAGCAGUCUGACACUCUUCUCUAUAAUGAGAUGUUUCUGGUUUCUACAUCCCAUUCUGCUUUACGCCAGAAGACCUUAAGGGUUGAUGUGUGCACAAGACAAAGCAAUCAUCAUGAAGAAUGCCUGGGAGGAUCACAAAUAAGCUUGGCCGAUGUCUGCCAUUCAGAAGAACAAGAAGCCCAUUGGUACAACCUUUUAAGUUACCGAUAUCUGAAGAGGCAAUCCAAAACAAGCAAGCAGAAAAUCAGUUGCUGUGAAGAAAGUGGUAUUGAAAAUCCAGAUUCAGUGAGUGCCCUCCUUAAACAGACUGCUGCUGAAUUAGAGGCUGUAAGGAAGCAGAUUGGGGAAAGCACAGAUCCACCUGAAUAUAUCUGGCCAGAAAAGAAGGAUAAUGUCCCGGAUGAAGAUGGCAUUAGUGAGAAUGAAGGAGAGGAAGAAUUUGAUGGAGAUGUACAGUGUGAAACAGAAGAAUCAGACAUGCAGGCGGCUACAGAUUCAGCCUCGGUAAAGGUGGACAAGGAGACAAACACAGAAGGCCUUGCAAUGUCCUUAUCUUCUGUUCGCCCAAAAGAUAAAAGAGCAGCCACUCCUAUGCAGGCGCCAUUCAUAAGAGGAAACACCAUUAUACGCUCUAAAACAUUCUCUCCAGGACCACAAAGCCAGUAUAUUUGUCGUCUGAAUCGUAGUGAUAGUGAAAGUUCAACUCUAUCUAAAAAGCCACCUUUUGUCAGGAACGCAAUGGAGAGACGCAGCGUGAGAGUAAAACGGCCAUCUGUGAAGUCCACUGGCUCAGAGCGUCUCAUUCGCACAUCUCUGGACCUUGAAUUAGAUCUACAAGCUUCAAGGACAUGGCACCAUCAGCUCACUCAAGAGAUCUCUGUACUUAGGGAAUUAAAAGAACAGUUAGAGCAAGCAAAGCGCCUGGGUGAGAAUGAGCUACCUCAGCGGGUGAAGGAUGACGAGACAUUUAAGGUUCUGCUCAGACAAGUGGAGAAACAGGUACAGAAGAUUGAGCAGAAGUAUGAGAUGCAAGCAGAUAAGAUGAUGAGAGCAGCAGCAAAAGAUGUGCACAGGUUACGAGGGCAGAGCAGCAAGGAGCCAUUGGAGGUGCAGUCAUUCAGAGAGAAGAUGGCAUUUUUCACUCGACCAAGAAUGAACCUACCUACACUCACAGCAGAUGAUGUUUAAUAAUCACCAUAAAGUAUUUUUUGUUUUUCUGUUCUGAGCGCCACUGCAAUGCAAAGUGCAGCCCGGUGCCUCGGAAAUGUCAUUGUGUGGUGUAAUGAAGGUACAGAGUUUCAUGUCCUUUUUUAUUUUGGGUUGCAAUAACCAGCACAGUAACACUGGCUUCAGGUACCACAACAUCAGCGAACAUUUUGUUUUUUUAGUCAUUAUUACAAAACCAGCAUUCCUUUUCCAACUUUGUAUAGCGUGUAUAUUUAGGGCUGUAUUAUCAGAUAAACUGUUUGAAAGAGAAUCAGAUGUUGUUGUGUUUGCAAAGUAUCAUUUUGUACAGUCCGCUGCAGAGAUUUAAAAUGCAAUAAAAUUAAAUUAAAAGAGACUUCUACUAAAAAAAAAAAAAA
Molecule: messenger RNA, 3903 nt
Organism: Xenopus tropicalis (tropical clawed frog)
Lineage: Eukaryota; Metazoa; Chordata; Amphibia; Anura; Pipidae
Gene: wwc1
Product: WW and C2 domain containing 1
Cellular component (GO): cytoplasm; nucleus; cytosol
Source: RefSeq, marked provisional